CUGUGUCACUGCUCACUGUGACUCACUGUAAACCAGCCAAACAAGCUGACAUGGCACCUAUGAAUCCCCAAGAAAAGACACGGGCAGGGAAGCUGCAGGAUGAUGCCAAUAACAUCUAGAGGCCAGUUAAAAAUAACUUGUUUUUUUCUGAGGGAACGAAGCAGCAGCUACCCAGUAGCAUGGCUCCGCCAGAGGACAGUGUGAGUGCCUGGAGCUGUAAGCAGGUGGCCCAGUGGCUGCAGGAAGAAGGCUUCGGAGAAUAUGUGGAGUUAUUGUGCGCCCAGCACCGCCUGGAUGGCCCCAGUCUGCUGGCUCUGACUGAGGCUGACCUGCGCGGGCCUCCACUGGGCCUCACCGUGUUGGGAGACAUCAAGAGGCUGACCAUAGCCCUUCGCCGGCUCCAGAGACAGAACCAGACCCAGCUGGAGGUGCAGGGUAUCCUGCCUACAGACGGUCUCCCUGCUGGGCUCUUUGUGGGCGCCGCGGAGGGCGAGUGGAGCUGUGAUGAGGCUGACAGGAGUUAUAAUGGAGGGGAUGGCUUGUGUAACGGGACUGAGCUGAGGUUGAGGAAUGGUAACAGAUCUGGAUACGGUUCAGGAGCUGCAGUGGGUCAUACACACUCCAACGGGAGGUAUAGGCAGCACCUGGCCGGCAGAUUGGACCCAGAAUUGUGGAAGACCAUCAUCAGUUGCAUAUAUGUCUUUUUCGUGUUUGGAUUCACGUCUUUUGUCAUGGUCAUCGUACAUGAGCGUGUCCCAGACAUGAGGACCUACCCACCACUGCCUGACAUAUUUCUGGACAGUGUUCCCAGAAUUCCCUGGGCUUUUGCGAUGGCUGAGGCCUGUGGCCUGAUCCUGUGUUACAUGUUUCUGUUGAUCCUGCUCCUCCACAAACACAGGUCCAUUCUCUUCCGACGACUGUGUUCUUUGAUGGGGACUGUGUUUUUGCUUCGUUGUUGCACCAUGUUUGUCACCUCGCUCUCUGUGCCUGGGCAGCACCUGAAGUGUGUCAGUAAGACAUAUGGCGAUUCCUGGGGAAAGAUACAGAGGGCACUACUGAUCUGGAGUGGAUUUGGGAUGACUCUGACAGGCGUCCAAACGUGUGGUGACUACAUGUUCAGUGGACACACUGUUGUUAUCACAUUGCUCAACUUCUUUGUGACUGAAUACACUCCCCGAACUUGGAAUCUAAUUCACACCAUCUCCUGGGUGUUGAACCUGUUCGGGAUUUUCUUCAUCCUGGCUGCGCACGAGCACUACUCUAUCGACGUGUUCAUCGCCUUCUACAUCACCACCCGCCUCUUCCUCUACUACCACACUUUAGCCAACACCCGUGCCUACCAGCAGAGCAGGAGGGCCCGCAUUUGGUUCCCCAUGUUCUCUUUCUUUGAGUGCAAUGUCAACGGACCUGUCCCCAACCAGUAUCACUGGCCCUUCAGCAAACCAGCCUUCAUGAAAUCUCUGAUUGGAUAGAGUAGCCUUUUAAAGAUCAAAUUGAAUGAGAAUUCUUUUUUACUUGAUAUGCUGCUUUUUAUCUUUGGAUGGUUUAAAGUGUAUUUUGUGGGAGUUUUUCCCUGCCUAUUUGUAUAAAUGGAUGUUUUUUUUAUUUUGUCAACUAAUCUUAUGUUUAAAGGAAUAGACAUUUUGAGAUAUAUGCUUAUUUGCUUUCCUGCCAAAAGUUGGAUGUGAAGAACCACUCAGAACCACUCUCAGCGAGUGGUAUCGAUCUUCUCAUCUCAAAGUUAGAGGAGAAAGCGAAUAUGGUUAUUUCUGAAAAUAUCAAACUAUUAUUUUGAAAGUUAACUACACGGUACUUCCAACUAAAAACAAAGAAAUGUAGUUUAAUAUGAAGCCUCUGCUGGUACGUAUAUUUUCAUGGAGAUUUAUUCGCCUUUGGUUAAUCACUUUUAUCGUUUAUGUUCCACGUUGGAGAUGUUUAAGGUUCACUUGUGGUUUGGGUUGUUAGUCUCACUCAACAUCUACAGUAGAAAACGUGGUUCAGACCGCUGCUGUGCAGGUUGGUACUGUAGUUGUGGGUGUUUGGGAGUUGUUGUGGUGACCGAUUACAUUUUGUUUUGAUGGAAAGAGAUUUGACACAUGUUUGGUGACUACCGCCAAAGGAGCAAUUGUGUCUUUUGAUGUGCGACGGGGAAAAACAGUUCCUCUUCUCCUCAAAAAGCUCUGAUUCAGUCAAUGUUUAGUUUUUUUGUUUACACUUUAUAAAUUGAACUCUGCAUAGUGUUUUAUGGAUGGUGUUGUUUUUUUACAUUUACACUUAAACUCAACCAAAUAUUUGAAUGUUAAUUGUAUUGUAAAGUUUUGCCAAUCAGUACUUAGUAUAAUUAUCUCUUUAUCCUAAUUUGAUACUGUGUUCUGUUAUUUAUUUAUUUCUAUUUUUUACGUAUUGUUAAUUAUGAAAUGAGUAAAGAAAUGUAUGCAGAAGGAUUUAUUUUUGGGAUGGAUUUUAAGUUUUAUUAAGAGUUUUCCUUUGUUGCACAAUACAAAGACUUGCUGUUUGGAUUACAACGUUUCAAAAGUAUAUAGUUACUGUGCCAUAGUUGAUCCAAACUAUAUAUUUUUAUUAAUUGUUUACAAUGUGUGGCUUUAUUUGCAAUGUAAGUAAUUUACCCUUAAUAAUGAUCUUCGUAAUUAACUAAUAAUCUUAAUCUUUCUCUGCCUUUUGGCUCAGAAAUACAAGUUUACAGAUAA
Messenger RNA from Etheostoma cragini (Arkansas darter), 2708 nucleotides. Its product is annotated as sphingomyelin synthase-related protein 1-like. The transcript is spliced from 6 exons. Gene Ontology annotation, biological process: ceramide biosynthetic process. Gene Ontology annotation, cellular component: endoplasmic reticulum membrane; Golgi membrane. NCBI's taxonomy places the organism in Eukaryota, Metazoa, Chordata, Actinopteri, Perciformes, Percidae. Gene Ontology annotation, molecular function: sphingomyelin synthase activity; protein binding; ceramide cholinephosphotransferase activity. The record is from RefSeq and is a predicted model, not a curated record. The coding region runs from base 180 to 1472 and encodes 430 amino acids.